Dendrobium catenatum is the source of this 1858-nucleotide messenger RNA. RefSeq lists its product as uncharacterized. Bases 471 to 1202 code for a protein of 243 amino acids. NCBI's taxonomy places the organism in Eukaryota, Viridiplantae, Streptophyta, Magnoliopsida, Asparagales, Orchidaceae. The record is from RefSeq and is a predicted model, not a curated record. The transcript is spliced from 2 exons.
UGAUUUCUUCUAAUCGUAGAAAAACACGCAGAGAAGAAUAUUAAAAAAGAAAAGAGAGACAAAGAGAAGGAAGGACACAGAGAAAAGGGACAAAAAUGAUCGAAUCAGAGAUAAACACAAGGAAAAGAAGGAUCAAAAGCAUAAAGACAGGAAAAACGAAAAGGAAUGGGACAAAGGCAGGACAUCACAAGACCGAAAAGCUGAAGGUCUAUCCCAGGGUCACAAUGAGUUACAUAUCAAAGAAAGCUUGCAGAAGACUGAAGAAGAGUUGGGCAAGAGGUCUAAAGAUGAAGGGGUAGAAAAUCCAAUGGUUGGGAGAAAGUUCGAAGGGGCGGCCGGCACUGCUAACGCGUCACUGGAAAACGAAAGAGUUGCGGCUAGCCAGGCGUUUUCUGUUCAGGUUGUUUCAGUGCAAAGAAGAAACGAUAGAAGUGAAAAUUUUGCCAUUUCUCUUCAAAAAGAAGCCGAGUAUGUUCGCACAGAAGCUACAAUGGACAAGGAAAGAAGUAGAAUGCAUGGAAGCAGGGAUACCGUGCCAAGUCGAAAUCAUGCGAUAUCCAGAUCAACGGAAAGUGUUUCUGAUUUGGUUAUUAGAAAAACAGGAGGAGGCUCUACAGCUGACAUGGAGAAGGAAAAAUGCGGUGAAAGAAGUGUGGUUUCAAAUUCUGUUGUACCUGGGCCUGACAGGAGGAAAGUUCUUGGUGCAAGAACCUUGGCUUCGACUUCCCUUGCUACAGUUCAAAGAAGAAAGGUUGUUUUGGGCAUGCCAGUGGAAAAUCUCUCCUCCAUUCAUGGAAAGACCGAGAUUCAUAUCAAUGUGGUUCUUCUCUAUAUGCAGUGACUGGUUUUAUCUCCUGUACUUCACAGAAAAUGAUGAACGGCCUGGAAAGAUACCAAGGUUAUGGGAACUACAUCUCACGGCUCCAUCUAGCAUUUCCUUGAGACCGGAUCGAUUAUUAGAAAACAAGGAAAGAUUGGUAAAUGGCAACGUAAUUUCCAAGUAUCUAAGCCAGAUCUACACCGUUCCGAAAAUGGUGGAAUAUCCCGAGCUUGAUAACCAGGAAUGGCUUUUCAACCUCCAUGAUUCUCUGCAGAAGUCUAAAAUAGAGCUCAAGGCUGAGAAAAUACCCCAGGUAUUUGCCCAGGCAACGCGGAUUGAUUCGGCUGAUAUAUUAGCUCUGCCAUAUGUAGUUCCAUUCUGAUGCAGAGCCCUACAUUGGGUACCCAUAUCCACACCCAUCAAUAUUUUAUAUUAUUGCUAUCCUCACUACGUAGUGUGCAUCACUUAACCACGCUGCUACUACGAUAAAUUCUGAUAUGGCUUGAAAGUUUGCAAUCUGAGCAAAGGGCAACAAGCCUCAGGGCCAUCAGUCCGUGGUAGACUGCGUUCAAAAAGCAUGGAAAGUGGAUGGGCAUAGGUGAGCACGGCAUACCGAAAGUCAUCAUAAAUGGGCGUGGGUGGGCGAAGUCCGUUCGAGUAAAGCAUGGGUACCCAACCAGGACCCCAUAUAGGGCUUUGUUCUGAUGAUUCUUCCUGAUGUCUAGAGACUGUGAUUUCUGUUUUCUUUGGUGCUCCUGCCUUCACUUGUUUCUAUUCUUUCAGUUAUGUGUAUUAGGGUUUUAUAAAGGAAGUUUGCAUUCUAUUGGCAAUACUAAUAUUGCAUUGAAGAACGGACCUUGGAAAGGCUGGAGUGGUCUUUACAUCACAAUUUUGAUUUUUAUUUGUAAAUCUUUUUAGUAGAAGAAAAUGUACAAUAGAUCCAAGCUGCUCUAUGGCAGCAGAGCUGCUCCUGUAAGUUUCUGAUGUUUUGGGAAGUGCUCAAGUGACGCAUGAAUCUGAUAUGUAAUUUAAUUCAAA